AUGCAUCGAGUGAACGUUACACCAGCGCAGAGACAUACGGGACAUAAAACGCACUAUGCGCUAAAGCAGGUGAUUGGGAAGGGGGCAUAUGGGGUUGUUUAUAAGGCGGUGAAUAAGGCUACCGAUCAGGUUAUUGCGAUUAAGGCUAUUGAGUAUCAGAAUGAGGAGGAGUUACAUGAACAUAUGCUAGAGAUUGAUUUAUUGAAGAACUUGAGGCACGAGAAUAUUGUGAAGUACCAUGGGUUUAUACAGUCUUCACAUGAGUUAUAUAUUCUUUUGGAGUAUUGCAUUAGAGGGUCAUUACGAGAUUUGAUUAAGAAGGAAGCUUUAAGUGAGGCAAAGGCGAAGGUUUAUGUGAAGCAGACAGUGAGGGGUUUGCAAUACUUACAUGAUCAGGGUGUUAUCCAUAGGGAUAUUAAGGCUGCUAAUUUGUUGCUUACUGAGAAUGGGAUAGUGAAACUUGCAGAUUUUGGUGUUUCUACAAGGGUCACGAAUAUGGCGAUGACUUACGCAGGUUCUCCAAAUUGGAUGGCUCCCGAAGUUAUGUUAGGUAAGGGGGCGUCAACCGUUAGUGAUAUUUGGUCACUUGGCGCGACAGUUGUAGAAUUACUAACAGGAAAUCCCCCGUUUCAUAAUUUGGUUAAUGAGGCUGCGUGCUAUGCUAUUGUCAAUGAUGUCUAUUAUCCGCCAGAACACUUAUCGACACAAUGCAAGAAUUUCAUUGAGAGAUGCUUUCAGAAAAAUAUGUUUAAACGACCCCAAGCACACCAGUUGUUGCAGCAAGACUGGUUGAAGGAGGGCAGGGAUAAGUUAGAGCAAUUUAAAGAAGAUAACGUUACGGAAGACAAAUGGGAUUCCGAUUUUCUGGAAGUUAAUACUGUUGCUUCUAGGUCAUCGCCAAAGAAAAAGCUGGAUGAUUCUUAUAGAUAUAUCGACCAAUUAAGAUCUGGCCAAUUAAUUUCCCCCCCUGAAGUCGUUAUGCAGCACGUAACCGCGGAGGACAUAUCUGACUUGCUGUUUGAGCUAUGUGCUACCGAUGAAGCUAAAAAAGAGGAGCUGUUUAUGUCUUUAUUCGCUCUUGAUAAAGAGUAUAUGAUGGGUGCAGGCUUGAGGUUGUUUAUUACUUUAGGGGGUGUUCCCCUGUUGCUUUCUUAUGAAGAGGUACUAUCUACCUAUUUUGCAACAAAUAUUGCAUUGUUAGUUCAAUGUGGCAUACUAACUAAUAUUAAUAAUAUACAAGAUACAUCACUGCUAUUGAAGAUCACCGAUCAUAUGGCUCGUACUCUUUCCAGUGACCGUUGGUGCAAAUGGUGCUCUUCGGUUUCUUCAUUGCAAGAUGCAUUGAUAUCUGAAUUGCUUCAUGGAAGUAAAUUGGCAGAAACAACCUUACUACAACUAUCUUCCCAUCCAGCGUUCAGAUUCGAUUUGGGCAAACUAAUGUUAUCUAAUUUUAGAGGAUCUCUAAGAUUGCAAUAUACUAUCUUUAAAUGUUUGAAUAACAUCGUCAAACGCACUUAUUCACUGGACUUCACUAAUCAAACACCACCAAACUCAGUUUCAGCGUCAUCUUCUGUUAGCUCUCUUUCGCUUCAUAUGGAUUCUUCCUCGUACCCCGCAGGGGAAACUCUACCUAAUAAUUUUAUUGAUUGGCUACUACAUUUCAUCCCAGGUCCAGAUGGCACCUCAAAAAAUACUAAACUAUUUUUAGAGCUUUGUUAUUAUUCAACUCAUCUUAGCUCCAUUCGCCUAAGCGAAUUGAUUGAAAGUCCCCCAUUUUUGGACUUCAUUUCUGAACUCCAAAGUAAUCCAAAACUUCCACACUGGGCGUUAUGUUUGAAUAUUUGUGUGGAGUUAUCGAACGAAUUGAAUAAGGAUGCAUUACCAAAGAUGUUACGCAUAGGAAACCGCUUUUUUGAUCAGCCCGACCUGUUCACAGGCACCUUGGAGAUCCUCUUAAACUGUUUGUUAUUUGCAUUGCGUGAAGGAUACCAGUGUAAAUUAAGCGGCCCACCCGAAUCGAUUCAAAUUCUUAAUGAUAGCUACGAAUGUGGAAUAAUUCCAUGUAAUAUCUUAAUAGCGAGAUUUUUCGAAAAAGAGGACCAAUUCCCUAAUUUCAUAACGAAAUUUACCAAAUUAAUCUCCCUCCCCCCUUGUGGGAAAUUGUGCCAUGACUUAGUAAUGACUCCUAAGUUUGUGGACAAGAUGAUUCGCAUUUUUACACUCUAUCAAGCUAGUCUAAUAAUCCAAAUUGAUGCUUUGAAGUUCUUAAAGCUUGUGCUUACAAAAGCUUUAGAAUACACUCCUCAAAGCAAGCAUACUGGCGUUUCGCCAGGGAAAUUACUGGAAUCUGUACUUUUGAAGCCACUCAAAAAUUCAGAUGAAGUAUCUCUUUCCCAAAUUUUCAGUCGCAUGUCUAAGUUUUUAUCAACUAAUUGGAGUCCCAGUAAAUCAGCUCAGUUACACAUGACAACUGGUACUGCCAAUUUGCUAGACACACCCAUUGCAUCAACGACUCAGUCUCCUUCUUCAUCCCGUCAUGGUCGUUUGGGAAAAGUAGGUAAUGAUUCCAUAUUAAUUCAGCAGUUAUGUGAGGAUAUAGCCGCACUCAAUAAGGAUAACUAUACGCCUUCGCAUGAUUCAGAUGGGUUUCUAGUUCCUAGAAGGUUGCCAUCUGGGUAUUGA
Molecule: messenger RNA, 2682 nt
Organism: Eremothecium cymbalariae DBVPG#7215
Lineage: Eukaryota; Fungi; Ascomycota; Saccharomycetes; Saccharomycetales; Saccharomycetaceae
Gene: CDC15
Product: serine/threonine protein kinase CDC15
Exons: 1
Coding region: 1-2682 (893 amino acids)
Biological process (GO): protein phosphorylation
Molecular function (GO): protein kinase activity; ATP binding
Source: RefSeq, a predicted model, not a curated record